Messenger RNA from Orbicella faveolata, 1873 nucleotides. Its product is annotated as aspartate aminotransferase, mitochondrial-like. Gene Ontology annotation, cellular component: mitochondrion. The record is from RefSeq and is a predicted model, not a curated record. Gene Ontology annotation, molecular function: L-aspartate:2-oxoglutarate transaminase activity; pyridoxal phosphate binding. Gene Ontology annotation, biological process: biosynthetic process; L-aspartate catabolic process. NCBI's taxonomy places the organism in Eukaryota, Metazoa, Cnidaria, Anthozoa, Scleractinia, Merulinidae.
AUAUCCCAGAAUGCACUGUUGUCUGUGGGAUUCUUUUAUUUCGUGCUGCGCAUGUCCCUUAGUGCACAGAUUUGAGGGUUUGAAUAAAUUGUUCUAAGCCAUGGCUUUUCCCCGGCUUGUUAGUCAGUUUUGGUUGAAAUCUAAUCCUGGGAAGGUCUGUCUUGCAGCAUCAUCUAGAUCAAGCUCAUGGUGGUCACAGGUUGAGCUUGGCCCUCCAGAUGCCAUUCUUGGGAUAACAGAAGCUUACAAGAAAGAUACAAACCCUAAGAAAAUCAACCUUGGUGUUGGCGCUUAUAGAGAUGAUGCUGGAAAACCUUAUGUUCUGCCGUCAGUGAGAAAGGCAGAAGAAAAAUUACUGGCUAAGAAUCAAGACAAAGAGUAUGCUCCUAUUCAUGGUUUACCUGAUUUCACUGUGCCUUCAGCAAAACUGGCUUUUGGAGAAGACAGUGAAGUGAUCAAGAACAGCCUUAAUGCAUCAGCACAAGCUAUCUCAGGCACUGGAGCUCUUCGGAUUGGGACAGCAUUCCUGAAAAGUUUCUUUCCUGGAAGCAAAGACGUUUGGUUACCCACCCCAUCCUGGGGAAACCACACACCCAUUCUCAAGCAUUCAGGACUUGGAGUAAAACAAUACCGAUACUAUGACCCAGAGACUUGUGGCUUUGAUUUCAAAGGCUGCUUGGAGGAUAUUGCAAAAAUUCCAGAGAAUUCAGUGGUCUUGUUGCACGCAUGUGCCCAUAAUCCAACAGGAGUGGAUCCAAAGGAGGAAGAAUGGAAAGAGCUAUCACAAAUCAUAAAGGAUCGUAAGCUGUUUCCGUAUUUUGACAUGGCGUACCAAGGUUUUGCUAGUGGCGAUACUGAUAAGGAUGCAUGGGCCCUGAGACACUUUGUUCAGGAUGGGCAUAAAGUACUAGUUGCUCAAUCAUUUGCAAAGAACAUGGGCCUUUACGGUGAGAGAGUUGGAAUGAUCACAGCUACCUGUGACUCUAAAGAGGAAGCAGAGCGAGUCCUGUCCCAAAUCAAGAUACUGAUCCGCCCACUCUACUCCAACCCUCCAAUCCACGGUGCUCGUAUUGCAGGGAUGGUGUUAACCGACCCAGAACUUAGACCUCAGUGGGAGGUGGAAGUUAAGGGAAUGGCUGAUAGAAUUAUCUCCAUGAGGCAACAACUUGUUGACAAUUUAAAGAAAGAAGGUUCGUCCCAUGACUGGUCGCACAUCACAAAUCAGAUUGGAAUGUUUUGUUUCACAGGGCUUAAAGCUGACCAGGUUGAUAGACUCACGAAAGAAUUCUCGAUCUAUUUGACCAAGGACGGUCGGAUUUCCAUCGCCGGUGUGACAUCCGGGAAUGUUGCUUACCUGGCUCACGCAAUGCAUGAAGUAUCCAAGUAAUAGACUCGAGGAACAGUUCGACAUCGUUAAUGUGACGACUCCGGCCGGCGGGUUUUCUUCUGAAGAUGUUGUUUUGUUUCUGUGCAUCGUUUAAGUCAAAGCGACUCCCUUAAAUAGAUCUGAUUAAUACCCAUCCUGUGAUCUGACCUCGUAUAUCUGUAGUUUAUUGGUUUAAUAAGGAGAGUGGAUAUUGGGAGAACAGUUAGCCUACGUAGCAAUUGUUCCCGAACGAGCGAAGAGUUCUCGAAUACUGGUCGCGAGAAAAUUGGGUCGAGAGUUGAAAAUCGACGAAGAGAGGGGUGUUGGCGCGGCCAGAUUUUAAUGAUUAUGUUAGUAGUUUGCCAUAUCCGCUGAAAUUCUCACCUGAAUAAGAAACGUGUUUUUGUAAGUGUAGAAACUACCAUAUAUAAGAAAAUGUUUAAAGGUAUAUAUAACAAACAAACUCUGACCAGAAGUUUUGAUGUAAUAAAACAUUAUUUACAUACA